Bactrocera dorsalis (oriental fruit fly) is the source of this 1289-nucleotide messenger RNA. RefSeq lists its product as uncharacterized. The transcript has a single exon. NCBI's taxonomy places the organism in Eukaryota, Metazoa, Arthropoda, Insecta, Diptera, Tephritidae. The record is from RefSeq and is a predicted model, not a curated record. The coding region runs from base 58 to 1029 and encodes 323 amino acids.
UGGCAAUUAAGCUUAGUCAAAGCAAAAUAUUCGUGUUAAUAGCAUUCCGGCUCUAAAAUGAGCGCUCGAAAUUCGUGGUUCUUAAGCAGUGCAAUAUUUUUGUUAUAUUACGCAUGCGGUGGCAUUGAAUACAUAUCAGCUCAACCCACGGGUUUGCGUAUAUUACACACUCUAACACAUGGUUACAACAUCCCACCAUUUCGGCAACCACCAGACACCAUUAGAUUUGACGGCGUGAAUGGAGGAUACAUGGCAGUGCAAGUGGAACGACAUCCAUGGGAAAGACAUCGGUUCCGACACCGUCCCGGAUAUGGUCCCCACAAAGAUUUUGUAGUUGCACAGCCAAAUUUUCACAGUUCUGAAGAAUUCAAUACUAAUAGUGUGGGAAAUGCACCACCAUUCGUAUUGAACCCUGCAGCUGGACCUUUUGGACCGCCUAGAGUAAAUGUGGCGCUAACUCAAGAUUCAGUAAUCGUAAACCAUCCCUGGCAUAAUCCAAAUAAUCCGCAUGACAGAAGACAUCACCCUAGGUGGCAUGGUUGCCAUAGACCAAUGGCUGCGGAUCCCGACCUAAAUGGAGAAAAUGUACAAGGCGCAGGCUAUGAAGCUGGCAGUUUCGGACAGACUGCAAUCUUUGAGAAUACUAAUAACGGCAUACCUGAGUGGGAAAAUAGUGGACCACCACGAAGAGUCGGAGGUGAACCAAAAGAAGAUGCCGUUAUAAUUAUUACACCAACAACUCCUACAACAACGCGUGCUGUCCCACCAACUACAACCGAGUCUGCUGAGAGAACUGCGGAUAUUACAGAACCAAUGACAAGAACAUAUGAAACAACAACUGGAGAAAUUACGGAACCAACAACAAAAACAUAUGAAACAACAACUGGAGAAAUUACGGAACAAACAACAAAAACAUAUGAAACAACAACAGUGAAUAACACAGGCGCAAUUUCAACGACCGACGCCACUGUAACUGCAGCGCCAACCGAGAGCACGUUUGCAAUUGAUAUAAGAAGUGGAUUUGCUUAAAACGCAAAUAGCAAAGGAAAUACGAUAAGGAUUAUAUAGAAACUGUGAAAGUGUUGUAUAAACACAAUAACGUUGUAGUUGUUUUACUUAUCUCGGUGCGUGAAUGUAAAUCGUAAUGCCUUUGCAUGCCUGAACUGAUAUCAAUUGCUGUGAUUUUAAUACCUUUCAUAGAAUUAUUCUUCAAAUUUAUUAGCAAAACUUAUACAGAGUGAAUCAUUAAAUUUUUCAAGUGAGAAUAAUAAAAAUAUUUAGAUACAUAA